This is a messenger RNA of Lichtheimia ornata, 240 nucleotides long. RefSeq lists its product as uncharacterized. The record is from RefSeq and is a predicted model, not a curated record. NCBI's taxonomy places the organism in Eukaryota, Fungi, Mucoromycota, Mucoromycetes, Mucorales, Lichtheimiaceae. Bases 1 to 240 code for a protein of 79 amino acids. The transcript has a single exon.
AUGUUUUCCACAGUCAUGAACGGUAUUCGCAUGCAACUCAAGCGUGCAGAAGCACCACGUCACUCCACCAAGAACAAGGCAAAUGAAUCCUUUGAAGAAUCUGACUUUGCUAUGGCCAGUGCUAUUCAUAUCAGCGCAGCAGGAAGAGGACAUCAACAACGACCCACAGCUUUUGGUAUCUCACGAGAUUCGACCGACGACUUUAUUCAAAAGGACCUCAUUUCAUCCUCAUGGUACUAG